UCAGAAUUAAAAAUAAUUCAUAAAUAACAAACUCAAGAUAUCCACAAAAUGACGGACGCCGAAGCAGUUAUAAUAACUACAGAUAUGUGCGAAGAGAUGCAAAAUUACUGUAUACAUUGUGCCAAUGAGGCCCUGGAAAUCUUCAAUACCGAAAAAGACAUUGCGGUCUACAUUAAGAAUGAGUUCGACUCGAAGUACUGUCCCUCCUGGCAGUGCAUUGUGGGUCACAACUUUGGCUUGUAUGUGACACACGAGACGAGCCACUUCAUCCACUUCAAUUUGAAUGGUGCUGACGUAUUGCUCUUCAAGAGCUGUUAGGUCAUCGAACUAAAAAAAAAUACAAAAAACACAUGUGUACAUAGUACUAAGUAUUUCAUUAAUGUCAUCCAAAAAUAAAAACUCAACUUAAG
Messenger RNA from Drosophila grimshawi, 410 nucleotides. RefSeq names its product dynein light chain 1, cytoplasmic. Gene Ontology annotation, biological process: microtubule-based process. Gene Ontology annotation, cellular component: dynein complex. Bases 49 to 318 code for a protein of 89 amino acids. The record is from RefSeq and is a predicted model, not a curated record. The transcript has a single exon. NCBI's taxonomy places the organism in Eukaryota, Metazoa, Arthropoda, Insecta, Diptera, Drosophilidae. Gene Ontology annotation, molecular function: dynein light intermediate chain binding; dynein intermediate chain binding.